This is a messenger RNA of Seminavis robusta, 3735 nucleotides long. The record is from the annotation of a GenBank genome assembly. NCBI's taxonomy places the organism in Eukaryota, Bacillariophyta, Bacillariophyceae, Naviculales, Naviculaceae.
AUGGCCGAAGCAACAAAUCCAGCGCUGCUCGAUGCUUCGAUGGCUAGCUUGGAUCCUACGAGUAUGGCAAAUAUGGCGCUUCCCACGCCUACUUCUACUAGCAGUACUAGUGCUACUACAUCUACCAAUAGGAGUACCAAGCGACUGGACUUUGGCGUCCUUCAUCAGAGUGGCUUGCGCCUACGACAGCACGAACUGAAUCAAUUGCUGCAGUACGCGUCGUCUACGGAAACUCGUAGUCCGGCCGUGUGGAUGCAAGCCGAAGCCGGGGUUGGAAAGUCGGCGCUCUUGCAGCAGUUUCGAGACGAACUAUGUAAUGGCAGUAGUGGCAAUAGUAGUUGUACUAUGAAGGGACGAGCCGUGGUGAUGGGAGGCAAGUUUGAAGAACGAGCGGCGGCUUCCGAGCCGUUUGCUGCGCUGCGAGACGCCGUCAGUGAGCUGGUCGAGCACUUUCUAAAUGUGCAUCACAACUCUGCACUGGCUACUACUAGUAGCACUGCUACUGAUACGACGGAGAGCAUGUAUACGGGUGGUACAACUACAUGUACGGAGAGUCAGUCUGAUGCAUCCGAGCAAGCUGAUCAGACAACGGAGCAAGCUAGUGCGGAUCAGGGAUGCCAUCAGACGGUGACGAAGCAGUCAGAUACAUCCUACAGUACGCAUGAUCAGGGGGGUAAUCAGACUGAGCAAGCUCCUGAUCAGGAGGAGGAUCAUCAGACGAAGCAAGCCGGGGCUGAUCAGACAGUGGCGGAACAACGAGGUUGGGCAGAAGGAUUGCAGCAAGAGCUAGGAACGGCGUUGCCUCUCUUUUUGGACAUUUUGCCCGCCCUCAGACGCAUCCUUCCCUUGAACAAUAGCAGCCUCAGUACGAGUCUCCACAAGAUGGCAGCAGAAGAGGAAAAGGACCGCCAUCACGCGGAUGACGACGACCAUGCCUUUGGGACGUUCAACCGCAGAGAGUACCGCUUUGAACGAUUCCGACUCGGAUUUCGGACACUGAUACGAUACACAUGUUCGUAUCUAAUGCAUCAUCAAGCGCAGUCUUCAUUGGUGCUCUUGCUCGACGAUUGGCAUUCCUGCGAUCCGGAUUCCCUUCAGAUUGUCAAGACAUUGAUGGAAGAUCCCCAACGUCCCCGCAACUUUUUACUCGUCGCCGCCACACGGCCCAUUCAAGAUUAUCCCGCACUGGAACAGCUCUACCAGACGAUGGCACAACAGCAAGCGUCAGAACAGGAAGUACUACGCAUCAUGGACAUUCCUCGCUGGAGUGUCACCGAGAUUGCCGAUAUUCUCACCACACUAUUGGAACGACCUCAUCGGCAGCAUCAAGAGGACAAUGAUGAUAUACUCGAAUUGGCCGAGAUUGUCCAGCGCAAAACGCAGGGCAAUGCCUUUGUCGUACUCCAAUUCCUACGCCUACUGGAACGAUCCGGACAUAUCUAUCAUCAUCACCAGCAGUGGCACUUUGACACGCACAUGAUUGCUCAAGUCGAUCGCAUCUCGGACAAUGUCUCACAAGUCGUCGCACACGAAAUGGAAAAGAAUCAACGACGACGAUCGGCGCUCAUGGUCGCUGCCAGUUUUGGGGUCUCCCAGUUUGAUGUGGCCACCAUUGUGCAUGCCGUGGCUGUGGUCGAGCCACCAAACAAUAAGGAACAACCAGAGGGAUCCUCCACGACCAUGACCUGCAGCAUGACAACAGAUGAAUCGAUCGGCGACUACGAGGAAUACGAAGACCCCUACGUCGUACGACAACGCGUUCAUGACAUGAGUUGUGAAUUGUCACAUGCGGCAUUGGAAGGAUUCGUGGAAGAAAUGGCACCGGGACAGUUUCGAUUUGCUCAUGAUCGAAUACGAGAAUCCGCCUACAGCUUGCUGCCCGAAGGACAGCAUGCCCGCCAACAAGUUCAUUUGCGUGUGGGACGACAAUUGCGAUCCUGGAUGGAUACCCAGUCCGAAUUGGGAUUGGGCAGUGGCACUGCAGCUGGAGCUUUUUCCAAAGAAUCGCUCUUGUUGCAUGCCACCAAACAAUUGAAUGCCGGUGCCGAUCUCAUUCAUGACGAUUGGGAAUUGCUCGAUUUGGCCGAUCUCAAUUAUCAAGCGGCCGCAUUGGCGGCACGCAAAACAGCAUUUUUCUCCUCCAUGGAAUAUCUCCAAGUGGGCAUCACUCAUCUCGGGGACGACGCGUGGAGGCGACACUACGAUCGCACUCUCCGAUUCUGUGUGGCAUUGACCCGCAUGCAGUACAGUUGUGGGUUGUUGGACGAAUGCUGGGAAACGGGAGGAGGCGUUAUUGCACAUGCCAAAAGUUUUGAUGACAAGAGCAAAAUCUAUCAUACGCAAGUUCUGUGUCUGAUGCAACAGGGACGCAUGAACGAGGCUAUGGAAUUGGUCUUGGAUGUUUUGGAUGUCAUGGGACGGCCGGUGCCGCGAAAGAUGGUCAUCUACCGCGUCUUUCAAGAGUACCGAAAGGCGCAAAAGUUUCUCAAGAAUUCUACCGAGGAAGAACUCCUUAAUAUUCCAGCCGUGUACGAUGCGGAUCUGGAAAUGCAACUGGACUUUCUACAGUCACUGGCCGAAACUUGUUUUCUCAGUGGCAAGUUUGCCUAUGUCAUUUAUGUCAGCAUGCGAUAUCUCACUUUGGUGGCAGAGCAAGGAAACUAUCCCCGGUCGUUCUUUGCCUACAACCUCUACGCCAGUUAUUUCAAGGCACAAAUGGGAGACUUUGCCGGCGCUCAACCCUACGCAAAGCUAGCGCGGAUGCUCAGUGAGAAGAACAAAGCCAUUGUCCCUCACUUUGCGGCUCGUUCGGAGGACAUGUUGAUUGCCUACGUCGACCAUUGGCAGGAGAAUGUGCGAAAAUCGUUGGCAGCGGAAAUGGACGCCUUUGAACGACUGUGGGCCGCCGGUUUGAUCGACACUGCUCUGAUGGACGCGUCCACCUUGCUACAACACUUCUUUGCCGCGGGCGAGCACCUGGACGUGACGGUCCAAAAGUGUUCCUUCUACUCGGAAGCCAUGCAAGACUUCAAGCAAACAGCAAGCUGGUACAUCAACGCCUCGCAACAUCAAGCCAUGCUCAAUCUACAAGGUCAUUCCGAGAAUCCCGCGGUUUGCACUGGCACCGUAAUGGAUGCCCAAGCCUGUCAAGAGAGUUGGAAGGCCAAUCCCAAUCUACCCGCACAAUACAAUUUUCAAUUCUGGUCCGUGGUACUGGGAUACCACUUUGGCGAUCUCCACGCAGCCAAGCGUCACAUCAAGGCAAUGCGGAGCGAUCUCUUUGAAGACGGGUCCGUUGCCCUGGUGCGUCUCCGGUUAUUCUACACUGGUCUUGUCUUCUAUGCCCUCUGUAAGGACACUGGCAAGGGCAAGUAUCGCAGAAGAGCCAGAAAGGCUUCCAAGCAGCUGCAACAAUGGGCAGAUAAGGGAUCCGUGAACUGCAAAUGUCUCUGGCAACUGCUGGUAGCUGAAGACCUGGCAUCCCAACGUAGAUCCAAUGUGAAGAUGACGGUGGCAGCAUUUGAGCGGGCCAUUCAAGCCAUUGAGGAGCUGGAGCAGUGCCAUCACCUGGCCCUUGCCAACCAGUUGGCUGGAUCCUUUUUGAUGUCGCGGCAAACUCCCGAUGGGGCUCGUGCGGCUAAUACGUAUCUCAAGACCGCCGUUUCGCUCUUUGAGCAAUGGGGUGCCUCGGGCAUCGUUCGGGAUCUCAAGGCGCGGUAUCCAGGAGCGAUUUAG